AUGUCCUGCCAGCCCUUCACCGCGGUUCCCCAACCACCCACCACACUCCCCUCCUGCGCGGUACCUGUCGGUGGCUCCAAUUCCUCAAUCCUAGACGCAUGCUGUAAUGGCCACAUCAACGCCAUCGCCACAUACUCCGCUCCCGACACAACCACAUCAUCACCUUCAACAUCGUCAACACCGGUCAUUGUCAAUUCCGAAGACAACGACGGCUGCUUCCAGUACUGCAUCACCGACUCUCCAGAUAUCGUCCAGAGUUGCUUGGCACAGAAAAUGGAGGAAUACGAGAAGGACAGUGCGAGUGGUAUGGGUAUUUUUGGCUGCUUCAAUACAGAUAAGGCAGUUGGUGCGAAAAGGAACGAUGACGAGGCAGGAUAUGCUAGUGCCGGCAUGAGGAUUAGUGGAGGAUUUUGCAAGUCGCUCAACCGGAAGCCCAAGAUGCCAGUGCUAGAUCCACCAAAGUUCGUCAAUUAUCGUCAACAAAGGUUUGUGCAUCCGACGCCUCGCCCACCGCCGACAUCUAGCACUGUACGAAACCUAGAAGCCAAAGCAGAACGAGAGGAAUCUGGAGGCUCGUCCGUUGGAGUUCCUGAGCGAAAAGAUAGCGUGGUGUCACCAUUAACACGUGAUUUCCCAGACUCUGAGCUUUUGGGGCCUUCUUUUGUAACCAAGUUGCAUGUUGCUUUGCAGCCAUUCAAACACAACCCGAACCACUCGAACAGCUUGAGCUUGUUAGAAGCUGGGUUGUGCGAGGACGCACCUGCCAGAAAGCCCGUCUGGCGUCGCUUAUCUCACGAUGUUCUGAAGCAAGCUUUCGAUAAGAUGGCUUCAGAACAGAAGGUAGCAGAGAACAAGCUUUGGGGAGGCCGUUUCACAGAGGGCCUUGACCCAGUCAUGGAGCAGUACAAUGCUUCCCUACCGUACGACCGUCUGUUCUACGCCGAGGAUAUUGCCGGUUCAAUCGCGUUUGCUCGCGCCAACAAGAACACUGGCAUCCUGACCGCCGAUGAGUUCGCUGCCAUCGAGAAGGGCUUGGCACAGAUCAAGGAGGAGUGGGCGUCAAAGACCUUCGAGGUUAAGGCCAAUGAUGAAGACAUUCACACCGCCAACGAGCGACGACUCAGCGAGAUUAUUGGCAAGGACAUUGGAGGAAAGCUCCACACAGGGCGUAGCAGGAACGACCAAGUCGCAACAGAUCUACGGUUAUGGCUGAGGGAACAGCUCAAGACACUAGAAGGCUACCUGAAGCUUCUCAUAAAGACAUCAGUACAGCGAGCAGAGGCUGAGAUCGAUGUGCUGAUGCCCGGCUACACACAUCUCCAGAAGGCACAACCAAUCCGAUGGUCGCAUUGGAUCCUCUCACAUACCACCGCUUUCGCGUCCGAACUCGAGCGCCUCCGCGAAGUCAUAAAGCGUGUGAACCGUUCUCCUCUGGGAUGUGGUGCGCUGGCUGGCAACCCUUUCGGCAUCGACCGUCAUGCUAUGGCCAAGGAGCUUGGAUUUGAAGGCCUGCUUCCAAACUCCCUCAAUGCUGUCGGAGAUCGCGAUUUCGUCUUCGAGACAAUGCAAUGGGGGUCAAGCCUCAUGCUUAAGAUGUCGCGCUGGGCGGAGGAUCUGAUCAUCUACUCGAGUCUGGAGUUUGGCUUUGUGCGACUAGCCGACGCCUACUCCACGGGAAGCUCCCUGAUGCCGCAGAAGAAGAACGCAGACUCCCUGGAACUGAUCCGGGGAAAGAGCGGCCGUGCUUUCGGACACAUGGCAGGAUUGUAUGUCACCAUCAAGGGCCUACCCACAACUUACAACAAGGACUUGCAAGAGUCUGUUGAGCCUCUCAUCGACCACAUCAAGACGGUCAGCGACUCCAUUCAGAUCGCCACCGGUGUCCUAUCAACCCUGACGGUCCAAGCCGACAAAAUGCAUGCCGCGCUCACCCCAGAGAUGCUGGCUACAGAGUUCGCAGACUACCUUGUCCGAAAGGGUGUACCAUUCCGUGAGGGUCACCAUAUCUCUGGUCGUGUCGUCGCCUUGGCAGAGAAGGAGAAUGUACCCAUGGACAAGCUGAGCUUGGAGCAGCUCAAGGGCAUCGACUCGCGAUUGGGCGACGAUGUGGUUGAGUGCUUAGACUAUGAGCGUGCAGUAGAGCUGAAGAACGCUACUGGUGGUACAAAGUCUUCAACUAAAUCAAACUACACUUUUUCGUUUGUACGAGACCUGAAAACCACGUCUGUCACCCACAAAAUGCAGCCAGACCCACAUAGCACCGACGUCGUCGCCAACAUCAACUACUUCCCUGCCACAGGCGUGCCAAUCCCCAAAUCAGCAUGGAAAACGAAACAUCUAGAUGACAACGAUGAAUACACUCGACCUAUGCUGAUCAGAGAUGUACGCAAGGCCGAUAAGACCUUCGACUUGGAUGUAAACGGCUUCACGUUCGUGACAUUACCACGCAAAGAGAGAGUAGGACGUAACAGCAGCGAAGAAGAUGUCAAGCGAGAAUACUACCCUGAGCUAGAAGAAGUAGCCAAGAAAUUAACCGGCGCAUCAACAGCCCACGUAUUCAACCAUGUCAUCCGUGCCCACUCUUCCCCCACAGAAAAAGGCAUUCAAGAUGCCCAAGGCCGCUGGCAAGACAUCCCCUCGGGCCACCCACACGUCGACUACGAAGGCUCCCCCGACGCCCUAUCAGGUACUCUCAUGGAGCUCUCCUUCCCACCUCACAUCGAUACCCUCUUCACCAAAUCCUCCCGGUUUUGUUUCCUCGGCGCCUGGCGCCCCUUGAAAACAGUGAAAAAGGAUCCCUUGGCCGUGUGCGAUGCGACCACCGUUCCAGACAGCGACUAUCAGGUCAGACUAAGGGAGUUUAGUCGCACGGGGAAUAAGAGUAAGAAUUAUGUUAUGAGUCAUGGAGACAGUAGACAGAAGCAUGAGUGGUGGUAUAUGAGUAACAUGCAGCCGUGGGAAAUGGUCGUGUUCAAGGGGUUGGACUCGAAGAGGGAGGAGCUGGGAUGGAGGUGUCCACAUACGGCGUUCAGAGUCAAGGGGACUGAGGGAGAGGAACCGAGGGAAAGUAUCGAAGCGCGAAUUUAUCUUACUGCGAGAGCACCAUCGAUUCAUCACCCAGAUGCCUCAGCGUCGACGCAACCUACUGAAAGUUCGUCGAUAGCCCACGACAAGCUGCGUCUGGUCGAGGCAUAA
Messenger RNA from Alternaria burnsii, 3195 nucleotides. Its product is annotated as argininosuccinate lyase. Gene Ontology annotation, cellular component: cytosol. NCBI's taxonomy places the organism in Eukaryota, Fungi, Ascomycota, Dothideomycetes, Pleosporales, Pleosporaceae. The record is from RefSeq and is a predicted model, not a curated record. The transcript has 7 exons. Gene Ontology annotation, molecular function: argininosuccinate lyase activity; oxidoreductase activity. The coding region runs from base 1 to 3195 and encodes 1064 amino acids.